This is a messenger RNA of Trichoplusia ni (cabbage looper), 2244 nucleotides long. RefSeq lists its product as uncharacterized. The transcript is spliced from 2 exons. NCBI's taxonomy places the organism in Eukaryota, Metazoa, Arthropoda, Insecta, Lepidoptera, Noctuidae. The coding region runs from base 25 to 708 and encodes 227 amino acids. The record is from RefSeq and is a predicted model, not a curated record.
AAGUCAUUUGUAUUUAAUGUCAACAUGGCUGAUGCUGCAGCUGCUCGUCGAGAGGCUCGUAGAAGGAGAAUAUUAGAAAAUUCCCACAAUAGACUACAGCUGAUAUCUGGAAAAUGUGGCGACGAGUAUCCCAAAGAGUCUCCGGUCAGAACUAUUCCUGACCAAAAUUAUGAGAGUCCAACUAUAUCGGAAAACAACAGCUGCAGCAAGACUUCACUCCACAAUGGCGUGAUAAAUUCAGAGCCAGAUAUAUUGGAUUUGAUAUCAACGAAUCUGAACCGUGACAUCGCGGCAGGCGAUGGGGAGGUACCUGGUGAUUUGGCACCUUUCGCAGCACCUGCAGUGGAGCCAGGGCCAACGCCACCCUUCUGGGAGAAACUCACAAAUAACAAAUACGACAUAGUCCUGUUAUCGCUUAUAAUUCAAUUACUGUAUGGUCUGUCAUUGGUAACAUUUGAUGGUACUUACUUUUUCCUGCCAGUACUAAUUUAUAUCGUAACUAAACUGAUAUGGUUUCCAUCUCAGAGUAGUUCAUCGUUCUCCAGUGCCCUUCAGCUCUUACAGGUGAUGUCAACUCACAGGGUGCAGAAAGUAUUACAUGUAAUGCAGUACUUAAUGGUCAUUUCAUGUGACAUUUGUAUAUUUCUAUUUACCACAAUUUGCAUACAAUCAUUAUGGAUCACCUUGAAAAGUGAUUCUAAUACAUAGUAAUGACUUCAUUUGCACCUAAGUUGAGGGCAUAACAUUGACUGAGCAAUAUCUAUCAAUAGCUGGCUAGAAAAAUUUGGGGUAUGUUGAAGUUAAACUGUUAAGUUUUUAAAUCAUCUGUUAUAUUCAGCCAAGUUGAAUUUUCAAAUGCUCCACCAUGUUCCAUAGUUAUGAUUGCUUGUGCCUUUAUCAUAAGUGAGAAGUUGUGACAAGUGUGCGUUUUAGUCACAUAUUGCCAUUUUUAGUUUUAAAUUAGACUCAAUUUUGUAUAUAGCAUGAGAUAAAGAAAAUUGUUAUGUUCAUGAUAAUAUUUAUCUUAGCUCAAUCAUUUCAGCAUGUGCAACAAGAUAUUUCUCUUUCUGCAUUUAUUUGUAUUUAUUCCAUUAAGGUUUUAGGGAAUCACAAAUGCAAGGACUAUCCAAUAGCAUGCCAAAUUAGUCAACUAUUUUCAGGCUUAUAUUUAUAUAGGAAAGUAUUUUGAUAUAUCAAUUAAUCCUAAUGAAUUAUAACGGCCUGUAUAACCAAUGCUACGGCCUGGAUUUGUGAGAAUUCUAUGUAAUCUUGAAAUUUACUAUAUCCCAAUAUUGAUCAUUAUAAAAUGAAGUAUACUUACCGCUUAGUAUGGCAGUCUGUGACUUGUAGAAUCUAUUUUUAUAAUUCUUUUUGUUUGUUAAUUAAUAUACCUUUGAUUUGUUUAAUACUUUUAACAUUUUCACUAUUACACUGCCUUACUCUUUAGACUUAAUAGGCAUUAUAUACAAUAAUAACACUUGAAAUGACAAGAUUUUGGACAGCAAGAACCCUAUUUAGUCAAAAUUUUAGCUAUGUUUAUAAUUACUAAACUUUGUCCCAACUUUACUAUUAGCCUUUGUAUUUACUAAGAUUUGUUAUUGUUUUAUGGUAAUGGAAAAGGUAUUUCAAAUACAGUUUGGAAUUAAGCUGGUAUGGUAACACCAAAGAUUAAAUUAAUUUCCAUUGCUAUAGUAUAAGAAAAGCUGACCAUACACAAACCAAUUUGAGCUUUUGUAAUGAGCAAAUUUGAUCAGGCCACAAACGUUGACACUUGUCUUGUGUCAGAUAAGCUGAAAUGAUACAGAUGAAUACCUCAACCUUGCGCCCGAUCACCUCUACUAUGGAUUUCAAUGACAAUCGCAGCAGUCAGUGUAUGACUGGCCUAAAUAUUGCACCCCCUUUUAAUUCCGAAAAAUUUGCAGCUAGACAGAAACUCAUUUAAAAUCAGUUUCAUGACCUUUUGCCAUGCUUGUUGACUAAUAGUUUAAUUAUUGUCUUCCUUCUGAAACACGCGUUACUUUAAAAUUGUGAUACUUGAGCAUGUUAAAAAUAUUAGUAAAUUUUGUUGACUACAUCAAUGUUAUCAACUUAUGCUAAUGUUCUGCAUAAGAAACAUGUGAAUAGUUUAGUGUAUCAGCUUAAUCCAUAUUGUAAAUAAAGGUCAAACAACUAUAAAUAAAAGAAAUAUAAAUUUAUUUUAAUUAUAUUUUGUAACAUCUUUGAAAUAAAAAAUGGUUAUGAACA